Molecule: messenger RNA, 2157 nt
Organism: Metschnikowia bicuspidata var. bicuspidata NRRL YB-4993
Lineage: Eukaryota; Fungi; Ascomycota; Pichiomycetes; Serinales; Metschnikowiaceae
Product: DNA ligase (ATP)
Exons: 1
Coding region: 1-2157 (718 amino acids)
Biological process (GO): DNA biosynthetic process; DNA repair; DNA recombination
Cellular component (GO): nucleus; mitochondrion
Molecular function (GO): DNA ligase (ATP) activity; ATP binding; DNA binding
Source: RefSeq, a predicted model, not a curated record
AUGGGUCAACAGUCUAUUCUCCGCUUUUUUAGUGAUCUGUCCAAAAGCCCCGCCAAGACCACCAAAAGAAAAUCUUCGCGUGAGCCGUCUCCUGCCAGCAAGGCCAGAAAAACCAAGAUCGAGGACUCGCCCAAUGUUGCUGCAAACUCGUCAGAAAACCCCGAAGUCUCGACGGAGCCUGUGUUAGACCCUGCAGACUCGCCGGGCCCGAAAAGCGUCAAAGAAGAGGCGGAAAAAUUGAUUGAAUUGUCGGAGGAAAACCAUAAACACCCGAUUCUUGCUCCCUCCACCACCAAGAUUCCGUAUGCCAAGCUCACUGCCGUUCUCGAUCGCAUCGAGGCCGAGCCGGGCAGAUUGAAGAUGACCGCCAUAGUGGUGGAGUUUUUCACCGAGAUUUUGGAGCAGUUCCAGUCGCCUGACGAAUUGGUGCGUGUGGUGUACCUCUUCAUCAACAGGCUUGGGCCGGAUUAUGAGCCCGACUUGGAGCUUGGCCUUGGCGAAACCAUUCUCAUCAAGGCCAUCGGAGAAUGCUACGGUCGUGCACCGGCCAAGAUCAAAAAGGAUUAUCAGGAAGUGGGAGACUUGGGGCUAGUGGCUCAGCAGUCGCGGUCGGGCCAGCCUCCUAUGUUCAAGCCCACUGCUCUUGAUGUCGACACGGUCUUUGAAAAUCUCACCAAGAUUGCGAAGUCCACCGGCAAGGAUUCCCAGUCGAGAAAAAUCUCCAUCAUCAAUAAGAUGUUGACGUCCUGUGACAUGAAGAGCAGCGAAGCAAAGUUUUUGAUCCGCUCUUUGGAGGGCAAAUUGCGUAUAGGCUUGGCCGAAAAGACUGUCUUGGUCAGCUUGGCCCAGGCGUUCUUGAACCACGAGAACAAAAGCGCAAAGCGCAUCAACAGCGACUCUCUCUCAAAGGCCGAGGACGUGAUUCGCGAGGCGUUCUCGUUAAUCCCAAACUACGAAGUCAUUAUCCGGAACGCCUUCCAGUAUGGAAUCCUCAACUUGUUAGACCACUGCCAGCUAACGCCCGGUGUCCCGUUGAAGCCCAUGUUGGCCAAACCCACUAAGUCCAUUGGCGAAGUACUCGAUAGAUUCCAAGGUGAGGAGUUUACCUGCGAGUACAAGUAUGAUGGGGAGCGUGCUCAAGUGCACCUUCUUGACUCGGGCGAAGUUCGCAUCUAUUCCCGGAAUUCGGAAGACAUGUCCCAGCGUUAUCCCGACUUGGUUUCAAUAGUAAAAGACUUCAUCAAGACUUCUGACGAAACAAACACAGGCACGCCCAGAUCCAUGCUUUUGGACUGUGAGGCGGUGGCUUGGGAUCGGGAAUCCAAGAAAAUCUUGCCCUUCCAAGUUCUAUCGACUAGAAAGAGAAAAGAUGUGGACGAAAAGGACAUCAAAGUCCAUAUUUGUUUGUUUGUAUUCGAUGUUUUGUGCUUCAACGGCGAUUCGCUCAUCACCAAGUCCUUGCUGGAAAGAAGACAGUGUCUUUUCGACAACUUCACCCCGAUCGAGGGCAAGUUCCAGUUUGCAACUUUCAAGAACUCUUCCGACUUGAAUGAACUCCAGUUGUUCUUGGACCAAUCAGUCAAAGACUCCUGCGAAGGUUUGAUGGUCAAAAUGCUUCACGGGGCUGAGUCCUUCUAUGAACCAUCCAAAAGAUCUAGAAAUUGGCUCAAACUCAAGAAAGACUACUUGGCAGGUGUUGGCGACUCUCUCGAUCUUGUCGUUGUGGGAGCUUACAUUGGAAAAGGCAAGAGAACUGGCUCGUAUGGAGGCUUUCUUUUAGCAGCAUACAAUGACGAUACCGGCGAGUAUGAAACGACUUGCAAGAUCGGAACAGGCUUUUCUGAUGAAGACUUGGCCACUUUGUAUGCUAAGCUCAAGCCCACCGAAAUAUCGGCUCCAAAGCCGUUCUAUGUCUAUGACACAACAAACUCUAAUGCAGUGCCCGACGUGUGGCUCGAGCCAACAUCCGUGUUUGAAGUUUUGACGGCUGAUCUUUCUUUGAGUCCCAUCUACAAAGCCGCGUAUCUGGAAUACGGCAAGGGUAUUUCGUUAAGGUUCCCCAGAUUUCUCAGAUUGCGUGAUGACAAGGGAGUUGAGGAUGCCACAACGUCUUCUCAGGUUUCGGAGUUUUACCAGAGGCAAACAAAUGUGUCCUAG